AUGAAUCUGAUCCAAGUUUUACCUGCAAAUUCGUGUCAGGAAGGACACCGACAGCGAGAAAUUUCAGCCACAGAUGUGUUUGCCGAGCUGUGUCCCGAUCUUGGUAGGUUGACUCCGACCGAACAGCAGGAGGCUUGGGAUAUUUCCCAAUCUUUCGCUUCUCAGCUUGGCACAGGAAUUAUGGAAGACGAGCAACCAGGUCCAAAGAGGCCCCGAUACGCUCAAGAACAAACCGAUCAAAACUUCGCAACGGCUCCUUUAGUUCGCUCAGAUGAUGCCAUAGCUGCUCAUAGACCAAAUCCACAACCGGCCUAUCAUGGAACCAAUCAGUAUGACUAUUAUGAAAAUCCAACUCAUAUGUCCACUUAUCUUGAAAAUCUCUGGAUACCCAACCAAAUUUUUCCUGGCGACCGUUACGGUCUCGCAAGUCCAAAGCGUCCUACUUCAGCAGAUCCGUCUAGCAGCAAUUGGGCGAACAUUCAGCUAUUAACUCCCCCAGAUGAACAUUCCUCAACGGUUAGGACUGGUACUAAUUCGUACCUCAGUCAAGCUGAUAGUUUAACUUCUCCAACUGAAUUCCUACCUAUUAUCACUCGGCCAGAUGUCACAGACCCUAGUUUGAAUGUUUACAGCUCAACUUUUGGUCAAAUGCUCAUGAAAUCGGUGGAUGGCAUUCACAUUGAUUCAAAUUGUGAACGCAGUCACCAAGGAAGUUCAAAAUCACUCAGACCUUGUGUCACUAUACAAACAGUUGUCAAAAUGGAUGGAUUAUCACUAUCUUCAGAUUUCAAUACAUCUCCAAAUACCUGA
Molecule: messenger RNA, 810 nt
Organism: Puccinia triticina
Lineage: Eukaryota; Fungi; Basidiomycota; Pucciniomycetes; Pucciniales; Pucciniaceae
Exons: 4
Coding region: 1-810 (269 amino acids)
Source: RefSeq, a predicted model, not a curated record